This is a messenger RNA of Candida dubliniensis CD36, 642 nucleotides long. RefSeq names its product ureidoglycolate hydrolase. The coding region runs from base 1 to 642 and encodes 213 amino acids. The transcript has a single exon. Gene Ontology annotation, molecular function: ureidoglycolate lyase activity; ureidoglycolate hydrolase activity. NCBI's taxonomy places the organism in Eukaryota, Fungi, Ascomycota, Pichiomycetes, Serinales, Debaryomycetaceae. Gene Ontology annotation, biological process: allantoin catabolic process. The record is from RefSeq and is a predicted model, not a curated record.
AUGGUGUUGAAAACAUUUAAAGUUGAUGGGACACCUCCUAUAAAGGCUGAGGUUUUGACUCCUGAAAGUUUUCUGGAAUAUGGGGGUGUAAUCAGUGCAGAUCACCAACUUAAAAAAGUACAAAGCUCAGAAGCAAACUAUGGAACCGCUAUAAAGAUCCAUAAGGUUGCUCCUAUAAUUAACAAUUAUUCAAACUGUCCCAGUGGUAAGAAGGCAACAGCAAAUUGGAAUAUUUUUAGAUGCAAAUCUCCAAAGCAUUUGAUCAAUCAUGGAAGUUCUAAUAGUACUUACACAUCAAAAGUAUUAGAGAGACACCCCUUUAGUACUCAAACAUUUCUACCAUUAGGUCAAGAUUUACAUAAGGUUUCUUACCUAGUCAUAGUGGCCAAAACAGACGAGAGCACAAAAGAUAAAUUGCCCGAUCCAACCCUGAUUAGAGCGUUUGUUUGUAAAGGUAACCAAUCUGUUACAUACGGGAUGGGCACUUGGCAUGCACCUAUGGUGGUUAUAGAUGAGAAAGUCCCACAUAUAGAUUUUGCAGUAUUUAUUCACGAAAAUGGGGUGGCUGAUGAAGAUGUUCAGGAAUGCUACUUUGAGCCAGGAUAUGAUAUUAUGUAUAAGCAGAUUAAUGCAAAAUUGUAA